Molecule: messenger RNA, 403 nt
Organism: Impatiens glandulifera
Lineage: Eukaryota; Viridiplantae; Streptophyta; Magnoliopsida; Ericales; Balsaminaceae
Product: protein TWIN LOV 1-like
Exons: 3
Coding region: 18-305 (95 amino acids)
Cellular component (GO): nucleus
Source: RefSeq, a predicted model, not a curated record
AUUUGAUCAUUGUUGCAAUGCAGAUAAAGGAAAGCAUUGAAGCAGCUAGACCAUGUACAGUUCGAAUCCUAAACUACAGGAAGGAUGGAAGUUGGUUUUGGAACUUGCUUCAUAUCUCGCCUGUUCGGAAUGCUACAGGAAAGAUAGCAUAUUAUGUGGGAGUUCAAAUAGAGGAAGAAGAAGAAUGCAGUAAAAGUAUGGAAAGGAAUAGACUGAGUCCAGAACAGAGGCAUACAAGUGUAGUGGCUGUGGUUAAAGUUUCUGUAAGAUAUUUAUCAAUGGGAGCAGCAAGUUCUUCCAAGUAAUAAUAAAUUAUUAAUAAUAGGAGGUAAAAGGUUGUGUAAAAGUAAAAGUGUAUUAUUAUCAGACUAUUUUAUAUAUCUAAUACAAAUGAUAUUUCAAU